CAGCAAAGAGAGAGAAAAAGACGAUGCCUAACUCUGGGGGUAGCCACCAUUCGGUAGCAAGGUAGCAAGGCAGGAGCAGCAGAGACGGUACUACUCUGCAAACAACUGAGGCGGGAGAAUGAGUGUAUUACUGCGCUACUCGUACGUACGUCUACUAGCACGAAGCAAGUGCAGCUAGCUACAAAGAGGACAGUAGACAGACAGGUGCACUCGGGCAGACAGUCAGUCACUAAAGCAGCUUGGUGUGGGGCCGGACCGUUCACUCGAGGAAGGCAGCAGGGAUGUGCUCGGGGUCAUCCUGGGGCUUCUCGGCUAAAAAUCAAUCAGAGACAUGACAUCAGUGGGCAUAUAGAGGUCUUUGCCGACAAGCGUACCUCCGCAGCAGAGGUACUUCUCGCCGUCUUCGAAUUCGGUGAUGUCCUUGAUGAUGGUCUUCAUGUUCUGCUUGUAGAUCUUGCGGAUCACCCCGCUCUUGGGGCUGCAGCCCGACUUGCCCGCCUCAGCAACGAACUGCAAACAUCAAGAAACGAUCACACCAUCAAUGAGGUGGCUUGUCAAGUAGGUGUCCUCCAUCCAGCCUACCUGUUCCACGUUCCGGAUGGUCUUCUUGACGAUGAACUUGACGCCCUUGAAGUGCUUGUCACCGUUCCUGUAGAGCCAAAUGGUGAUGGGUGUCUCAGCUUGGGUGCCGAACUUCUGCUGGCCAAGGGCGCCCUGCACCACUGGCUUGCGCCCGGCACGCUCGACCUUUCUCACACACACACACACAGACAGACCCACACGCAGACACACAUGCAGAGAAAGGCGUCUAGCACCCCAAGGGGUCGUUGCCUACAUGGUCGACUGUCUUCUCCACGGCGUGGCGGCGGGCAGAAGAUUCGGUGGAGCCGUCAAUGUUGACCAGCUCCUCCCGACCAGCAAUCCCUCGCCCCUUACCGCCCUCGUCGAAACGGUGCUUAUGGGCACCCUGAUAUACAGACCACCAAGAACAGCAAGCAGAAGAGAGGCGUGGGGGUUGGAGGAAAGGUGGCAAGAAGGGCAGAACGGGGCCCCCGCUGACCAGCGCUGUGUGUUACCGUGUAUUGGGUGUGGUCGGUGAGCCUGUCGAAGAUGCUCUGCUUCUCGGGGCUCUUCCUUCCCGACAUCGUUGGUCUCAGUGGGGGGUGGUACGCUCGACGAUGGCCGGUCGAUUUCUUUUGGGUCCUUGCUAUUCACAAGAGGGUAGG
Messenger RNA from Vitrella brassicaformis, 1226 nucleotides. Lineage: Eukaryota; Vitrellaceae. The record is from the annotation of a GenBank genome assembly.